Alternaria ventricosa is the source of this 2571-nucleotide messenger RNA. RefSeq lists its product as uncharacterized. The transcript has 2 exons. Lineage: Eukaryota; Fungi; Ascomycota; Dothideomycetes; Pleosporales; Pleosporaceae. Gene Ontology annotation, biological process: interstrand cross-link repair. The record is from RefSeq and is a predicted model, not a curated record. Bases 1 to 2571 code for a protein of 856 amino acids. Gene Ontology annotation, molecular function: flap-structured DNA binding; 5'-flap endonuclease activity; 5'-3' exonuclease activity. Gene Ontology annotation, cellular component: nucleus.
AUGGCGCUCAAUCCUCGGAGCCCUUCCGUACACAAUCAAAUGAUAACUCGGUUCAUCAAGCAUCCCAAAUCCACCAACUUCGAUGGCGAGCAAGAUCGGCCGGUCAAGCGCCAGAAGACGGGCAACAGCCCCAAGAAACCACCACCAACACCUCGCAAGGCCGUCAAGCGCGAAGUGCUUGAUUCUGACGACGAGAGUGGUGGUACUGUGAUCAAAGAGGAAGAACAAGAACACAAGACAGACCUAGAAAGUGCGCUACCUCAAGUCGACACAGGCGAUGACGCCAUCAAAGCAUAUGAGGCGUACAAGGCGGAGGAAGAGAGCAAGACAGCCGGGACAGAUGAGCGCUUGGAGAAGCGAUCAUGGGUUCGAGGCAAAAGCUCGCUCUAUGUCGACGCAUUCAACCUCGCACUGGAUACAGUGCUGGACGAGGAAGGCCACCUCUUUGAUGAGGCCGAAACAGAGGUCUUUCGGAUGUGGAGAGAGAUAGGCUACGAAGCGCAGUAUCUAUACGUACGCCUUUUCCUUCGCAAGACCUCCGCAUGGCAUCGCAUAAAGAACCUGGGCUACCACAGCGACAUCUCAGACCUUGACGCAGCAGCCGAAACGCUGCAACGUACAUACGACCUGCCGGCUUCCUCCUCCGAAGUCGAGUCACAUCCGGGCGAACUAGAGGCGCCAGCAGGCACAACACUGGGCAGCACAUUCACGUUCGCGGAUCGAUCUGAGGAGGAGAUAAGCACACUCGAGGAAGCAUCAUCCUUGCUGAAACUCGAUGAACUGAAGGCUCUUGCAAAGGAUGCCAAGGUCAAGGGAAAGAACAAGGGUGAGCUUCUGAAGGCUUUACGACGCACAAGUCAGAGACAGACCGGUCUGGGCCAUGUUGGAUUGACGCGGUCGGACUCGGAGAUGUCGCGAGCAUCUUCCGUAUCCAGGUCACGACCAGAGACGCCCGAUGUCGAGCUGGAGCCCGAAGCUGAUCUCUCCGAUGAUGCAAAUCGCGAUGCGCACUUCACACGCAGGAUCAUGCAAGAAACGGGCCCUUGUAUACGACUUUCGCUGGCCACUUUGAAGCUCUUCGAACGUGUCCAUCUUGUCUUCUACCGCUCUACCGAGUGGACCGAGAAGUCGUUGACAACCAUCAUCCUGGCGAAGAUUGCGCGUUGGAACUUUCCAGAGUAUAUUGUCUCUCGAUCUGCGAACAUCUUCGCUUCUCGGUCCCUACUGCUCGAGUAUGAGGCCUCUAUACGAACGCAGUACCGGAUCGAUAGCAUCUUGGAGUUCAACGGAAGGCCAACGGAGAAAGGGUAUCAAGAAAUUUUGGAUACUUUUGAGGAGGUAUACCCGCGCUGGCAGGUGCUUGUUCAAGAAGAGCAGCGAAAAGAGGACAGCGUCUACCACAGCGGCGAAGGGUCAUACCUUCGUCGUCUUUCACCAGCGUGGGUAUACACGCGCAUCAUUCACAAGACGCUUGACAUACUCAGACGACGGAAGGAGCACAAGCGCGAGCAUGAACUCUUGAAUGAGCUGCUGCAACAGCGACUGUUCCAUCAUUCUCGCAGAGGAGCUUGGUAUCAGCGCAAAGCAUUACUUGAAGAACACUACAUGGCUGCAUUGACCGAUGCAGAGAACAGAAGCGCAGAGAAACAAAAGAGGCAUUGGAAGCUCAUUGCUUUGCAGACCUGUGAAGACGGGUUGCAGGAUAACCUUGUGCAUAUUAUCUAUCACUAUGAUUUGCAGAAGCGUAUCACCAAACUUGAAUUGUCUCUGAAAUUUGUUAAACGAUUGCAACAUGAUUUCUCACAUGUUCGCUUGACGAAGCCCGUCGAAGUCGUUAUGGAGGGAACGCGCAUCGAACGCGAAAGACCCUCACUGUCAAGACGUACUAGCUCACCACAUGCGAAAUCGGGCCGACGAGGUGGGAAGACAAUAUGGAUUGAUCCGCGUGAGGACGGCGAAUGCUCGGUCGAAGCAAUGUGUCUCUCGCAUUACCGCAACCAAGGCUGGAAAGGCUAUCACGCUGAAGGUGGUAUCGUGCGCACGCUUUUCGCAUACUUGUUCUACGACGUCCUAUUCACCUACGUACCCAACGUCUUCCAGACUCCGUACCAGACCUGUCCGUUGGACCUACAUACCGACGCCUUCUAUCCCUCUCGGAUAUCCGAGAUCAACGCGAGGCUGAAUGAGAUAUCAAACGGCGACGCACCCGCCAUCAUCCAAAGAAUCUACGAUGACCACCACGAGCGCCGGACUUGCGUUGUAGGUCUGGACUGGACAUACGACGUUGUGGAUCUGCUUGAGAUUGCUCGCUGCUUUGACGGCGAGGCGUUGGCAACUGUGUGCAAGGUCAUGGCGCAAGAGUAUGGGCAGAGAGGUGGCGGUGUACCCGAUCUAUUUCUUUGGCGAGUCCCGGAAGAGGAGGGGAAGAAGGGUGAGGUCAAGUUUGCAGAGGUGAAAAGUGAGAACGACCGUUUGAGUGACACACAGAGGCUUUGGAUACAUGUGCUCUCUGGGGCGGGAGUGACGGUCGAGCUUUGCGCUGCCGUGGCUAAAGAGGUGAAGGUCGUUUGA